Ruditapes philippinarum (Manila clam) is the source of this 2622-nucleotide messenger RNA. RefSeq names its product oxysterol-binding protein-related protein 9-like. Lineage: Eukaryota; Metazoa; Mollusca; Bivalvia; Venerida; Veneridae. Gene Ontology annotation, cellular component: cytosol; intracellular membrane-bounded organelle; membrane. The record is from RefSeq and is a predicted model, not a curated record. Gene Ontology annotation, molecular function: sterol binding.
CGGACAAUUUGAUUGGUUCUCCAGCAAGAGGAGGUUUCACUUCCGCAAACAUGGCAGUAAUGGAAGGUCCACUAAGUAAAUGGACAAAUGUAGUCAAAGGCUGGCAGUAUCGCUGGUUUGUCUUAGAUGACAAUGCUGGUUUACUCUCAUAUUACACAUCUAAAGAUAAAAUGAAACGAGGGUCAAGAAGAGGAUGUGUACGACUGAAGGGAGCAGUUAUUGGAAUAGAUGAUGAGGAUGACAGUACAUUUACAAUCACCGUGGAUCAUAAAACAUUCCAUUUCCAAGCACGAGAUGCAGAAGAAAGAGAACAGUGGAUAGAAGCAUUAGAGAACACAAUAGUUAGACAUACCAGGCAUUCUUCAUUUAGGGGCCAGCAGGCUGGUGUUCCUAGUGCGGCAGAUUUUGACCGGAAAUUAGCCGAGACCGACGCCUACCUCCAGCUUCUGAUAAACCAGGUUGAGAGUCUCGAGAAACGUAUUGAGGCGUGUGAAGAUGUCGGGGAGAAAGAGAAAUAUAAUGUUAUUAAAGUCACUGCUAAUGCUAUGAUUGAAGCAAUAAAACAUUCCAUCGUAAUGCUACAAAUUUCUAAGGAAACAUUAAAAGAACCAUUACUAAAUGGUACCAUGCAUGAACCAGUACUUACCAUGGGAGCAGACUUUGAUUAUUACAGUAGUGGUGCUCAACCUAUUGGAUCUACAAGUAGGAGUACAACACCAGACAUCAACGAGCCUGCAAUUCUUAAUGGUGACUUGAACCAUGAAUCCAUGGGAGGAAUAACCCCAGAGAAUGGCGAUGAUUUACCGGAGACGGAGCCAUCUGUUCCAGCAACUUCUUACUCUAGCAGUGAAGACGAGGACUUCUAUGAUGCAGAAGAAGAGACACAAAAAACACCUAAAAAUAGUCCAGAUAAGAAGAAUAAGUUAAAACAAUUACCUGAGGAACAGGGACUUGAGGCAAGUAAAACACAAUCUUUAGAAAGUGUUGAGCCUGGUUCCGAGCCUACAGAAAGUACAGAUACAAAAUCUUCAUCAGUACAACAGGUAGCAGUUAUCCAAGAUGACUACACUGAUGAAUUGUAUGAUGCUACUGAGGAAGAAGGGUUGGGGUCAUUGGAGAAACAUGGAAGCAUAAUAACUCAUUUAUUGUCUCAAGUACGUAUUGGUAUGGACCUUACCAAAGUUGUUCUACCCACGUUUAUAUUGGAAAGAAAGUCUUUACUAGAGAUGUAUGCUGAAUUCUUUGCUCAUGCGGAUUUAUUCUUAAAAGUACCAGAUUUACAGACCCCGAAGGAGAGGAUGGUACAAUUAGUUAGAUGGUAUAUGUCAGCCUUCCAUGCCAGUAGAAACUCAGAUAUUGCCAAAAAACCUUACAAUCCUAUACUAGGGGAAACUUUUAAAUGUUACUGGAAUGUCCCGGGCUAUGAGAAAACAGAGGAACUGGUAGAAGAUGGUCCUUUACCAUGGGCAAGUGGCAAUAAUCUUUCUUUUAUAGCGGAACAAGUGUCUCAUCAUCCCCCAAUAUCAGCAUUUUAUGCUGAGCAUGCCAACAAGCGUAUAACAUUAGAUGGCUAUAUAUGGACAAAGUCAAAGUUCCUCGGACUAUCUAUAGGUGUACAUAUGAUAGGACAAGCUGUGAUAUCUUUGCUAGACUGGGACGAGGAAUACAUCAUUACAUUUCCUAAUGGAUAUGGAAGGUCCAUAUUAACAGUGCCAUGGGUUGAACUUGGAGGAAAUAUAACUGUGUCUUGCCCUAAAACUGGCUAUAACGCAACUGUAGACUUUUUAACUAAGCCAUUCUAUGGUGGCAAAAAACAUCGAAUUGCUGGAAAUAUUUAUGCUCCCAACGAAAAGAAACCAUUCUGUGUUCUUGAUGGUGAAUGGAACGGAACAGUGUGGGCCAAAUAUACCACAGGGAUGAAUGAAGCAUUUGUUGAUACAAAGAAACUGCCUAUUAUCAAGAAAGCAGUCAAGCCAAGAGAGACUCAAGAUGAGUUUGAAUCUAGAAGAUUGUGGCAGGAAGUUACGAUAAAUUUAAGAAAUGAUAACGUCGAGAAGGCGACAGAAUAUAAACAAAAACUAGAACAACGACAACGUGAAGAGGCAAAGGAACGUAAGGAAAAAGGCCUUAAAGUCGAAACUAAGCAUUUUCAUGAAGAAGGAGAACAUUGGGUAUAUGAUAGACCUCUUGUGAAACGAAUAGGAAAGAAUUCAAACUCUGGUAGUGCUGUAUAGUGACUCAAUACCUGAACACCUUUGUGCUCGAAAUAGUUUCAUUAUAUUAAUGGCAAUCUGAACACCCUCAAAUUUGGAAUAGUCCUUUCAUUAUAAUGACUAUCCAGAAAAGAAAGUACUUUUAACUAUUGAGGUAUGCUGAACACCCCUUUAGUUUGCAACAGUCCAAAUACACUGGUAUAUUCAUCAUGGAAUUCUGAACAUCUUAUGUGUGGAAUAAUCCAUUUAUCAGUAUAAAAGUAUGAAACACGCUUGUGUUUGGAUCGGUCUACUUUUUUUUUUUGGACAAUCUGAACUGUCUUAUGUUUGGAACAAUCCUUUUUUUCAGUACAUGGAUAUCAUUAUCAACAUGUGUAUGGAAAUGUCUACAAUACUUAUGUUAAUGGCU